Messenger RNA from Sinocyclocheilus rhinocerous, 2271 nucleotides. RefSeq lists its product as uncharacterized. NCBI's taxonomy places the organism in Eukaryota, Metazoa, Chordata, Actinopteri, Cypriniformes, Cyprinidae. The record is from RefSeq and is a predicted model, not a curated record. The transcript has a single exon. Bases 1 to 2205 code for a protein of 734 amino acids.
AUGGACACUCCAAGCAACUCCUCAGACAUAUUUGCGGUGGAAGAUGUUUCUGCUGAUGAAAAUUCAAGCGAUGAUUCCUUGUUUAUGGGAAUCACGGUGCUAUCAUCAGAAGAUGCUAAAACAUUUUUCCAACAGUUCGAAAAGGAACCUGAAUGUAACAUCAAAACCAAAUCUCAAUCCAACUUUGAGCACCUAGAUCUUGUAGCGUGCUUUGAUGCUCACAGUCAGCCUAACCAUAAGCACAACAAAGCAUAUACUUGCUUUUGCUGUGGUGCAGAAAAUGCAAAAUCAAGUUCCACUAAUGUGACAAAGACAGACAGUGAUGCUGAUCUUUUUUGCCCAGAGUGUUGGGAACAGGCACCACUUUUUGAGCUAGACGAGGAGCCAUAUGAGGCCAAUCUUCCGGGCUCUGCUGCUAAACCCAAAAAAUUGGGUCAAAAUUAUAGUCUGCCAUGUCUUAAGUUGGAAGUCAAUGAGCCAAAUUUGGCUUCAACAAAGGAAUGCAUUGUGUAUGAAGGACUGAAAGGACAAAAAAGUGAUUGUCUGGUAAAAUCAAAAUCGGAAGAAAAUUGUAGUCCACCAUCCCUUAAAACAGAAGUCAAGGUGUCAACUGUUGCAUCAAAUGAUGAAUGCAUUGCGUAUGAAGGACUGGCAGGACAAAAGAGUGCCUUUUUGGUACAAUCAGAACAGGGACAGAAUUGUAGUCCGCCAUCUGUUGAACUAAAAGACAAGAAGUCAAAUGUUGCUCUACCGGAGACAUGCAUUGCAGAAGAAGGACUGGCAGGACAAAAAAGAGACUGUAUGGUAAAAUCAGAACUGGUAGAAAACCGUAGUCAACCAUCUCUUAAACUAGAAAUCAAGGAGCCAACUGUUGCUUCAACCAAACAGUGCAUUGCAGGACAAGGGCAAAAAAGUGACAGUAUGAUACAAUCAGAACUGAGACAAAAUUGUAGUCCGCCAUCUAUUAAACUGCAAGUCGAGAUGCCAAAAGUUUCUUCUCCAGAAGAAUGCAUUGCAGAUGAAGGACUGAGAAGCCCAAAGAGAAACAGUAUGGCAAAAUCAGAAAUGGGACAAAAUCGUAGUUCACCAUCUCUUGAACUGAAAGUCAAGGAGUCAGAUUUUGUUUUACCAAAGACAUGCAUUGCAGAUGAAGGACAGAUAGUUAAAAAAAGUGGCUGUAUGGGAGAAUCAGAACUAGGACAAAAUCGUAGCCCACAAUGUCUUAAACUAGAAGUCAAGGAGCCAACUGUUGCUUCAGCAGAGGACUGCAUUGCAGAUAAAGGACUGACAGGACCAAAAAGUGACAGUAUGGUAAAAUCCGUGACUAAGACAGUGUCUGAAAUUCAGGGGUCAGCUGAGAGGGAGAUAACCAAGAUUCAACCGAAUAAGCAGAAAAAUGAAAAAACAAAGAAAAUUAGAGUACCCAAGUCCCAAUCUCUCAAGCAAUGCAGAAAACCAUUUCCAAAGAAAACGGCGUUUUCCAAGCAUAAGCUAAAAUCUGGUAACAUUAGUACUUGUUCUGAUGAUUCUGUGCUUUUCGCUCCAGAUAUUGUGGUUAAAAUGAACUGGCCACAAAAGAAAAAACUACCUGGUGUAUCUGCAAACAAACGCCGUAGUGGCGAGAGUCAGAACUGCAGUAAGGUGAAAAAAUUCAAAGAACACAGACAAGAAAGACAAGAUAAUCCUGACAGAACCUCAACGAUCCAUAGAGAAAACCUACAGAAAGUGACAGAGAAAGUGUCUGAUCAAUCAAAUGACACACCAUCCCAGGAGUCAGAAAAUAAACCGGAGCUGCAUGGUAUUCUGUCAGUGAAUAAAAUAAAAAGAACCGAGCCAAAGAAAGUGAGAUUUGACUUAUAUGGGUCCAAAACAGAAAAACAGUACUAUGCCCCAGAACGGCGUUUUUCAGCUCCUGCUACAUUAACGGUCUCUGAUUGCAAAGACAAUACCGAUAUGCUUUCUGCUAAACAAAAAGUUCUCAACCAGUGGAGUAGCACCUUUAUACCUAAAACAAAGAAGACUUGUCAUCCCAGGUCACCACAGGAAAAAAAACCACAGAAACCUCAGGACCUCUUAAAGUCAAAUAUGAGUGCAUUAAAAAGCCAUUUGACUCACAGAGCCAAGCUAUUAUCUAGUAGUGACAGAGAGAGUCACUUUAGAAAACAAAUUUUUCAUCAAAAGCUUAGCAAAACACUAAGCAGCUAACCUGUGUCAAAGUUGCUUAAUUGUUGCUUUUAUUGUUUACUUAAAUAUGUUUACACAUAAUAGCUG